AUGGGAACGAUUAACAGCAAAACAUUUGGAAGCUCUUUCCGUGAAUGGAAAUUUUGUCAGUUCAAACUGAACAAGCUACGGCAGAUGAACUGGAUGGAGUGUCCUGCAUGUGAACAACAGCAACACUCAGUGCACAUAGAUGGUAAUAUGAAACUUUAUCGGUACAAAUCUGUGGGGAUGUAAGUAUUUUGUAUACAGAAUAAGCACAUGACAAUGUUAUCACAAUGCAUUGUAAUUAUUUCGCAUAAUAUAGCUGUGUAUCCUGAAAUGUUCAAUGCCGUAAUUUCAAGCAGGAAGUUGUGACAUGUUUCUACGCUACCAUAGUUUCUAUUUUGUCACAUGUUUUCUAUUUAUAGUAUAUAAAAAAAGUAUCUUCCAAUGUUCCAUGCUGUAACUUCCUGUAUGAUGAACUGAAUUAGGGGCUUUGCUGGAAACUUAAAGAUACAUUUACAGUAGCUAAUUUUCUAUCGUGCUGGCAGUUACAACAGUAACCCUAAAAUCUUUAAAAUAUCGUAUUGUGGGUUGGCUAAUGGCUAUGAGUUUAAUUUUGUUUUUGGAGGAAACGAUAUGAUGAUUUCUCAUUUCAUGUUACAUAUUGUGUUGGAUUACAUAUACAGUACAGUAAUUAAGCAAGCUUUAGCUAUAAAAUUUGCCUUAGGGGUUCGAAAAACUACUAAAUGUUACUGUAAUUAAAUUUGAACUGAGACUGAUCAUGGUCAUCUGCCCAAUGCAUACAUUGUGUCUUAGUAAUCAGGCAUUGCAGCAGUAAGGAAUUUCAACCACCUGAAAACAUAACAAGAAGAGCUUCAACGUUUCGAGCGAAGGUCCUUCAUCGCUACUGCUGUAACUUCCCAAUGUACUGUCUUUGCUCCAAACGUCGAAGAUCUAUUUUUAAGGUAGUAGAAUCCCUUACACCGCAAUGCCUUACUUUUUUUCUAUUUGCUCUGGCAGCGAUCGUUCCAGAUCUUUGUUUUCGUAAUCGUAUGUUUUAUAUAAAGUUAAACUGAAAUUUACUUAUAACUUAUUCAGCAGGCAAAGGGAGUGCUACUAUGGCAAGGCUUUUAUUGCUUCGAAUGAAAAGAUUCAACAGCAUUUGUGUAAAAUUUACAAGAGAGGAAAGGAAAAGGUAUUCUGCAAUAAUUGACGUCAUUUAGCCAUUUAAUUUUUUUGUUUGAGUAAAGGAUUUUUUUAAAACUCAUUAAAUAUCAAUGUGUCGCAGCACUCUAUAUCUGGAUCCUGGGAUGUGCUGUACGUAUAGAAAGCUUGUGAUUGUUUUGGUUUUGUAACAAAUCGACUCCUUUAAUUAAUUUUCUAAUGGCCUUACUGUACUUGUUAGGGUAUUCUGAAUCCACCUGUUUUAAUUCUGUACCUGUUCUUUGUUACGCGUGCUUAACCCAUUGAGCGGCAAUGCUCUACCCUUAAGGAUUAAAAUCGUUCGGCGUUUGAAAAGUACCAAAAAAAUAGGCACACUGGGGCGCAUUGCAGCUUAAUUGGUUAAACAUUCAAUAUCUGCAUGCUCAAAGUAUUGCUGAGCAACCGUUUUUAAGUUGUUAAAUUUAUUCCUUAGGUGACCGACGAUUCUAAGUGUGGCGAUUCCGUGUGGCGUGCUGCUGGCAAUACUUUAAAUAAAAAGAAAAACGUUGAUGAAACUGGACUGGAAAUUGCUGGUUGUCGUCACAGUGUUGCCCAGCAUGCAGUUAGCAUGAAGCAUGGAGAAGUGUAUGGCUAUGCGCAUUAUAUGCAACUGAAAUACUACCUUCCACGUGCAACUAAAUUCUUCUGGUAUGAUGUUAUUUGCAUGCAAGUAUUGGCCUUGGCUCCAUAAAAAUGACGUAACAACAUGCCAGAAGAUGAAACCUGCUCUUUCCGUCAUGCAUGCAAAGGCACAUGCAUGGCAUUGCCAGGUGAGGUUCGCUGCCUUCAGUUAUGUGUUACUUGGUAAGUACAAGCAGGUGCAGUGUUCGAUUGUUUUAAUUUUUUGCAGGUCAUUUGGGGUGGACGAUGGCAAGCUGGCGCUUCUGCAACAACAGGAGAAGAAGUAG
Paramuricea clavata is the source of this 2042-nucleotide messenger RNA. The record is from the annotation of a GenBank genome assembly. Lineage: Eukaryota; Metazoa; Cnidaria; Anthozoa; Malacalcyonacea; Plexauridae.